AUGGUUACUAUUGUUGAAAAUGCUGAAUGGGAAGGAGUUAAUGUCAUGAAACCAUUUGAUCGUCUACGUGUUGUAUCAACGUAUAUCAAAACAGUGCUUAUACUUGUUGCAAUACAAAUAUCAAUAACAUUUGUCAUCAUAAUGCUCUCGUCAAUACCUGAGAUAACAUCUGGAAAUGGUCAACAACCGAUUCCGUCCAUUAUAGCUGUCGUUUUAGGUUUGAUUGCAUUGGUCAUAGCACUAUUGAUUCUUCUCGUGAAGAAGAUCAGUGAGAAAUAUCCACUGAAUGUCGUGUUUGUAAUUAUUUAU
This is a messenger RNA of Schistosoma rodhaini, 309 nucleotides long. Lineage: Eukaryota; Metazoa; Platyhelminthes; Trematoda; Strigeidida; Schistosomatidae. The record is from the annotation of a GenBank genome assembly.